UUCCUCCGCGCGUUUCUUUCUCUCGGUGGGUUCUUCUGCGUCAUUGGCCCGUGAUGUCUCCGAGCCUUGGCGAUCAAAAUCGAAGAGUUCGAGAGCUUAUUCCGACAUUCUCAAGGAAAUGGGUUUUGGGUUUACGGCGUGUUUUACGAGGAACCUCUCGGCGGAGCAUCCCACGGUGGUGCUCAUAACGGUGUUUGUUGCGGUUCUCUGUCUCUGUCUGGUUAUCGGCCACUUGCUUGAAGAGAACCGAUGGGUUAACGAAUCCAUCACCGCCAUUUUGGUCGGAGGUGUGUCGGGGACGGUUAUCUUGUUAAUCAGCAAAGGGAAGAGUUCUCACAUCUUGGUGUUCGAUGAACAACUCUUCUUCAUAUACCUCCUUCCCCCUAUAAUUUUUAACGCUGGAUUCCAGGUCAAGAAAAAGCAGUUCUUUCAAAACUUUUUGACCAUCAUGUCUUUCGGGGUGGUCGGAGUUUUUAUUUCGACUUUCAUAAUAGCAGCUGGCAGCUGGUGGUUGUUUCCCAAGUUAGGAUUUGCUGGAUUGACUGCACGAGACUAUCUUGCCAUCGGUACAAUUUUCUCAUCAACUGAUACCGUCUGCACACUACAGAUUCUACAUCAAGACGAAACUCCGUUUCUAUACAGUUUAGUGUUUGGCGAAGGAGUGGUGAAUGAUGCAACCUCAGUUGUUCUAUUCAACGCUGUUCAAAAGAUCCACGUUGAAAAGUUCAACGGUUGGGCAGCUCUUCACAUACUCGGAGAUUUUCUUUACCUUUUCUCCUCGAGCACUGUUCUAGGAGUUGGAGCGGGGCUAUUAACAUCUUAUGUCCUUAGAACCUUCUACUUUGGAAGGCAUUCGAGCACACGUGAACUGGCAAUAAUGGUUUUGAUGGCAUACCUUUCGUAUAUGCUGGCCGAGCUCUUUUCUCUAAGUGGCAUCCUCACAGUUUUUUUCUGUGGGAUUCUAAUGUCACAUUAUGCAUGGCAUAAUGUCACAGAGAGUUCAAAAAUCACUUCCAAGCACGUGUUUUCGAUGAUGUCCUUUAUCGCGGAGACGUUCAUAUUUCUGUACGUUGGAAUGGAUGCGCUUGAUAUUGGGAAGUGGAGGACAAGCAAGUUGGGUUUUGGUGGUUCUGUCGGUGUCUCUAGCACCAUUGUUGCGUUAGUAUUGCUCGGCCGGGUGGCAUUCGUCUUUCCCCUCUCUGUCUUGACCAAUUUCACUAACAGGAGUGCCGAAAGAAACGCCUAUAUCUCAUUUAAGCAUCAGGUGAUAAUCUGGUGGGCAGGGCUUAUGAGAGGAGCUGUGUCAAUUGCUCUAGCUUUCAAGCAGUUCACAUUCUCAGGUGUCACUCUGGAUCCUCUGAAUGCUGCUAUGAUCACCAACACGACUAUUGUUGUCCUCUUCACUACACUGGUUUUUGGUUUUCUGACAAAACCACUCGUCUGCUGCUUAAUUCCUGAUGCUGCAAAUAAUAAUCAUGUGGAGCGUGGUUCACCCAAAGAGGACGGUGUGCUACCUCUGCUUUCUUUCGAAGAGUCUGCUUCCACCAAUUUCGACCGGGCAAAGGAUAGCCUGUCCCUGCUGAUGGAACAGCCUGUUUACACGAUCCACCGAUACUGGAGAAAGUUUGACGAUACGUAUAUGAGGCCUAUUUUCGGAGGGCCCCUUCAUGGAAUUCAAUCAGAGUGCUAAGUACUCGAGUUCGUGGAUCUAUAUACCGAAGUCACGGGCUUGCAUGAAUCGAAAAGGCUAUGAAUUUGCAAAAAUCAAGCUGACCCUUAUGGUUUCGAGCUCAAGUUUCAUCGUGGCAAAGGCCUGAUGAAUCGGUUUUGGCUAGUUUUACUUGUAAGAGGGUGUGAGCGGAAACGAGAAAAGCUCCAAAUAUCAGCACUUUUUCAUCUUUCUUAAUGUAUAAAGCAUAGUUAUUCUAUAUCCAUAAAGCGAAUAUCGUUAUACA
Molecule: messenger RNA, 1955 nt
Organism: Tarenaya hassleriana
Lineage: Eukaryota; Viridiplantae; Streptophyta; Magnoliopsida; Brassicales; Cleomaceae
Product: sodium/hydrogen exchanger 4
Exons: 15
Coding region: 119-1690 (523 amino acids)
Biological process (GO): regulation of pH; proton transmembrane transport; sodium ion transport
Cellular component (GO): membrane
Molecular function (GO): sodium:proton antiporter activity
Source: RefSeq, a predicted model, not a curated record